This is a messenger RNA of Ceratina calcarata, 3056 nucleotides long. RefSeq names its product sorting nexin-30. Bases 885 to 2318 code for a protein of 477 amino acids. The record is from RefSeq and is a predicted model, not a curated record. Gene Ontology annotation, molecular function: phosphatidylinositol binding. The transcript is spliced from 7 exons. Gene Ontology annotation, cellular component: early endosome; phagophore assembly site. Lineage: Eukaryota; Metazoa; Arthropoda; Insecta; Hymenoptera; Apidae. Gene Ontology annotation, biological process: endocytic recycling; autophagy of mitochondrion; piecemeal microautophagy of the nucleus.
CUACACACCCGGUUCGCGUUGUGCUAAUCAGACUAAUCAUUUAGAUUAGAUCCAGAUUUUUUCCAAUUACACGUCUAAUCUCUGACCUACCAUAAAAUCUAUACCUUCCGUUUAAAAUCAAUGAGUCACCGUGCAAAUGCAUCGCGCUUUCACGCGACGCGCUCUUCGAAUGCAUCGAACGACGAAAAAUCGGAAAUUAUUGAUCAUCCGCGAAUAUAAUUACCGUCAUCGUAGGCGAAUAACGCGGAUAAGGAAUCUCUUUCGAACGAUCGUGUAAACGUGGGAUGACGACCGCACGGAGUCAGGAAAACUUUAUUUGUUUCCCGAGGUUUGAAGGGAUUUAAAAGGGUACGGGGCACUUACUGGGUAACAGAUUUUGCGAUCGGUAAUAAAUAAUUGGCAACGACGGCUCUUCCGCCAUCAUUAUGGAAUAUCUCUUGGAAAACGGAGAAUCGUACUCGUCGUCUUCCGGCCACUCCAUGCUCUAGCCGCAGGUCCACGCGAAAGUUUCGAAUAUUCUGAUCGCGGGAAAAAUUUGCCGACUGUAUCCCAGAGAUACGGUUUCCACGGGCGCAAAUUAUUUGCUCUUUGCAGACAUGAAAUUAAUUCGGCUACGUCUGGCGACAGUCGAACGUCGGACGAAGCGUUCGUCAAAUCACGUGAGGGAACAAUGUACAACCACGGUUUCUUUUGGAAAAGUAAUCUAAUGGGGGGAAAAAGGCGGGUAAACGGCAAUCCGCGAUUUUUUCCAAUUAGCUUUGCAAAGUUUUCUCUCCGCUUUCGAAAAAUGAUCGAUGUGCGUAUCGUACUCGUGGCUGCGGCCAACGCUGCGCAUCGUGACGCAGUGUCGUUAAAGCUUCGUCGCCUCGUCUGACAGUUUAAAGAUGAUGACCUCUUCAGAAAUCGAGGUGGAGAAUCUCAACGAAGAGAAAAACGCGGAGGACUCCGCGAUUCUCGAAGUGAGCACGAUGCCUUUGGGCGGUGUUGCGAAGCAGGAGAACCGCGACGUUGAUUUCCUCUCGAACUGUAGCACGUCCGUCGAGGGCUCCGUGAUCGCGUCACCUUCGAUUGACAGUUUCUCUACUCUCCCAGAACAGGAGAUCUCAGAUUUCCAGACAGACUCCAGAGAUCUGCAAGUGAAAGUCGAUAAUCCACAGAAGCAUCUCGAGACUCUCGAGACUUACAUCACUUUUCGUAUAACGACCAAAUCGACGAGACCUGAAUACGAAGAGGGAGAAUAUGUCGUCAGAAGACGUUACAAUGAUUUUAUUUGGCUGCGACAGAAACUAGUGGAUUCUUAUCCCACACAUAUCAUACCACCGAUGCCUGGAAAGCACACGCUACUUGCUCAAUUAGAUCGUUACUCGAAAGAAUUUAUCAUAGCACGCAUGAAACUGUUACAUGUGUUUCUUAACAGAGUAGUGAACCAUCCGAUUCUUAGCUGCGACAAGAAUCUUCAUAUUUUCUUGACUACCAAACCCGCAGAGUUUCUUGUACGUCGUAAAAGUCGUGGGAACGUUCUCGUAAAAAUGACUGACUCUCUGCAAAACAUGGCGAGCACGUAUACUAUGAAACAACGUCAUUUCGAAUUCGAACAGAUUCGAGAUUAUUGCAUAGUCCUUGGCGAAAAGUUAGCGACGAUAGAUAAGAUAAAUCAUCGUAUACAUAAAGAGAGGCAAGAUUACUUGCUGGAAUUGCAUCAGUUGCACCCGAUCUUCACUCUGUGGGCAACCUCCGAGCCAGAAUUAGCUCCGUUCCUGUUGGCGAUCGCCAAAGCGAUUGAGUGCAACGCGAUGGCUCAUCAGAAACUGUUGGAGAAUAUUCCUAACGACGAAAGGGAAUAUAUUUCUUACGUAGACGCGGUUAAAGGCGCUUUGUCGAGACGAGAUUCGAUGCAGAUCGAGUACGAGAUGACCGUCGAUGAAUUGGCGAAGAAGAGACUCGAGAAGGACCAGCAGCUGAUGGGUUUCACGAGCGGUGCCUCCACGGCGCAGAAUUGGGGCGGGUCGCUUUGGAAGGCGGAAUCCCGGGAUGAAAAGUUGGAGAGACUCGGACAAGCCAUACCGCGGUUGGCGAAACAAGCGGAGUUGUUGCAAGACCGUGUCGAGUGCGCGAACGAAAAUCUGCGGAGCGAUCUGCAGAGAUGGAACGCGGAGAAGCAAACGGAUUUGAAAAGCAUGUUGAUCUCGAUGGCGGAUCGGCAGAUCCGGCAUUACCAGCAGUGUAUGAACGCGUGGGAAGAGAUUCUCACCGGUUUGAAACUCGACGGAGUCGGAUCCGACGUUAACGUAGGGCCGCCGAUCAAGAUCCCGAUUUGAACUUUUCAGUUUUUCUCGUCGAACGUGCACACACGUUGUCUCACGCAUUUACCAAGGUAAAACAAAGAAACGUGAAGCCAUCGAUUAAUGACAAACAUUUUAUUGCAUUUAUGAAACAGACCGUACCAGCUUCAUCGUGGCUGCUUCAGCAAAUUUAAAUAACUUUUAUCUCCCGAGUCUUAAACGUCUUCUCUCGAAAGAUCGGGCCGGUACUUACAUAUAAAUUACAAUGCAUCCGUUAGUCGCACAUUGUUGCACGUUUAUAUAUAUAUUUAUAUGCACGGGUGUACUAUUUGGAGUUUACCGAAAUUUCAAAUGGUACACCCUGUAUAUUCUGUUUGUCAGAUAUAAAAAAGUCUAUGGUAAAAUGGCUUUAUAAUACAAAUUGAUUGCGCGAACGUUCACGCGCAAACUUAAAUAAUAAAUGUUAUUCGAUCCUAUGGGAAAUCUAGCUAGGGCAAAUUUCGGCAUAAGAGAAUCAAAAAUUAGAACGUAAAUAUAUAAUAUAUAUAUAUUUUUCUUUUCGCGAAUCGCGUGUUAAUUUCGGGGGACCAAAAAUUACUAAAUACUUUGUCGUUAUUCGUUCUUCGCCUUACUUUGAAACCACCUACAAUAUAACACUCAUCGACAAUCAGUUCUUAGUUUACCUAUGUAUAUCUGGUAAUAAAUUACCAAAGUUAUCUAUAAGUGUAUAGAUAGUCAAUGUAUAGCGUUAGAAUAUAAUUUACAAAAAUUCAA